Molecule: messenger RNA, 1584 nt
Organism: Paracoccidioides lutzii Pb01
Exons: 4
Coding region: 1-1584 (527 amino acids)
Biological process (GO): dephosphorylation
Molecular function (GO): phosphatase activity
Source: RefSeq, a predicted model, not a curated record
AUGGCCUUCAUUUCCUCUUCCAGCUGGCUGUACGUCUCCAUUCUUUUAGUUUUUAUCUUCCUCGAUUAUUCUCUGCUGGGGGCCAUCAAUAUGGUGAUAAACGCGGGUGUUUUUCGACUAUCAUCAUGGUUUCCCUUUCUCUCUGUGCUUGCGACGCAGCAUUCAGAGGCAGUUGAUGUGUCAUGGCACCCUCCCAAAUCCACGGCGAUCAAUAAUGUUGAUAGCCUGAUGAACAUGACUGGUGUUUAUGGCUUCAUUUUCAACUCUUCCAAGACCCAAGAUGCCCAGUACGGGAUAUACAAUUUGUGCAAUAUGCCUCAUGUCCGCAAGACAGAGUAUGAAAUACCUUCGAAGGAGUACAAGCUCCAAUAUGUUGAAGUGAUGCACAGACAUCACAAGCGGACUAUUUAUGCCGCCAAUUCCUUUCCUGUAGAAUCGUAUGACUGGCAUUGCAACGAUGAAAGCUUAUUCCACUUCGGCCAGCCCGUGUAUGGCCAUUCCAGCGCCCAGACGUACUGGGACGUGUUUGAGAACUCAAUAAACCCCUUCAGAGCCUUCGGUUUUAAAGGCACCUGCACGUUCCCGCAGAUCACCAAAGAAGGUCUCGGCGACUCGUGGCAGCAUGGCCGUGACAUCUACGGCGUGUAUCACGACCUACUUCAUUUCCUUCCUACACAGCUCGAUCUUGAAAGAUUAUCGUUUCGAGUGACUAGCAAUGUCAUCACUAGCCAAGUAGCCAGCAUGGUCAUAAACGGCAUGUACAACUCCGAACAUGCCGUUCCACUCGCGGUCGAAUCCCCAUCCAUCGACUCUCUUGAACCCAAAUACCUCUGCCCCCGCUCUAGCAACCUCUUCUCAGCCGCUAGAAUCACCCCAAACACUACCUGGUCCAAACACCUGACUCUCUCCGCACCCCUUCUCGCCCACCUAGACAGCAUCUCCGGCGUCUCCCCCGACGCACGAGACUGGCACCAGGACGUCGACCACUACUUCGACAACCUCUCUGCACGUCUCUGUCACUCCAAGCCACUCCCCUGCUCGCUCUCGGACAGCAGCAAAUGCAUAUCCCAGACAGACGCGGACACCAUCUUCCGCCUCGGCGAGUUUGAGUACUCGUACAUCUACCGUGACGCGCCGACUUCACUGGCGGCGAGUGCGGGUAGUAUGGGUGUUUUCAUCGCGGAGCUGGCGCAGCAUAUUCGCGACCAGAUUGCGGGGAACGAUGGGGGGAGGAUUUACAGACACAAUGUUGCGCAUGAUGGGAGUUUGUCACGGGUUUUGUCGGUUUUGCAGGUUGAUGUUAUGGUUUGGCCUGGGAUGGGGGCGGAGGUGGUUUUUGAGCUUUAUCGGAAACUGGAAGCGGAGGGAGAAGGUUCUCGCAAUGCUACUACCCAAGGGGGUGGGAAUUGUGGGAUUGGAAGCUAUUUUGUCCGUGUGCUUUUUGGGGGACGGGUUUUGACGAGCUCGAGUCCCGAGUUGGGUGUAUUGGAUAUGGUCCCUGCUGGGAAGUUGUUGGGGUAUUUUGAUGAAUUGGUUGGAGAGAGGGCUGGGAAGGUUAAGGGGCUGUGCGAAGAGAAAAAUUAA